Molecule: messenger RNA, 1638 nt
Organism: Ipomoea triloba (trilobed morning glory)
Lineage: Eukaryota; Viridiplantae; Streptophyta; Magnoliopsida; Solanales; Convolvulaceae
Product: shikimate O-hydroxycinnamoyltransferase-like
Exons: 3
Coding region: 29-1465 (478 amino acids)
Molecular function (GO): acyltransferase activity, transferring groups other than amino-acyl groups
Source: RefSeq, a predicted model, not a curated record
UCAAUUCAACAAAUUAAAAUACAUAAAUAUGCAGGAUUGUGCAGACAAUAAGUGCGAUUUUGUGGUGACGAUGAAGAGCGAGGAAGUGGUGAAGGCAAGGCUGGGAGAGUAUUACGAGCACUGGCUGCCCAUGUCCAACUUAGACCUGCUAAUCCCUCCAUUAGAUUUCGGAGUUUUCUUCUGUUACUAUAAUAAUAAUGAUAAUAGGUGCAUUGAGAAAAUGGUGGGAGUUAUUAAGAAAGCGCUGGGUGAGACGCUGGUGUCGUUCUACCCAUUUUGUGGAGAGGUGGUCUAUAACGGGCAUGGCGAGCCGGAGAUUCAGUGCAACAACCGUGGGGUCAAUUUCAAGCACGCUUACGCAGAUGUUGAAUUGAAGAAUUUGGAUCUGUUUCGCCCAGAUGUUUCUGUCCAUGGAAAGUUGAUCCCCGAUAACACUACAACCGGGAAAGCCGGUGUGCUUUCUGUUCAAGUGACGGAACUGAAAUGCGGCGGGCUUGUGGUUGGAUGCACAUUCGACCACCGCGUAGCCGAUGCCCACUCAGCAAACAUGUUCAUGCUGGCCUGGGCUAAUACCGCUCGUGAAAACAACAAUACAUCGUUCCUCCCAUCUUUCCGGCGAUCUCUGCUCAAUCCACGCCGCCCUCCUUCCCACUACCCAUCCCUAGAUGAGAUGUACUUGUUUAGAUCUUCCCUCCCACCGCCCCCAAUCCACGACGAUGAUGAUGAUGAUGAUACCGACCACCUCAUCAGCCGCAUCUAUUAUGUCCCCUCCGACCAAAUCGCGCUCCUCCAGUCCCUGGCCACCGGCAACGGACAACGGCGUAGCAAACUAGAGUCCUUCAGCGCUUUCCUCUGGAAAACCGUCGCCCAAGGCUGCAAAGGCGACGGCAAGAGAUGCAGGCUUGGAGUCGUCGUAAACGGGCGGCAAAGAAUGAUGAAAAUACCCUCCGCCCUGCAAAGCUACGUGGGAAACGUCCUUUCAGUUCCAUACUCGGAAGCGAGCGUGAUGGAGCUCCGAGCAACGCCGCUCAGCGGGAUCGCGGAAAGGGUGCACGCGUGCUUGGAGAACGCGGCGAGGGAAUCGCAUUUCUUGGCGCUGAUCGACUGGGUGGAAGUGCACAGGCCGGAGCAGGCGAUCGUGAGGGUUUACUGCAAGGAAGAGGGGCAAGAAGCCGCGGUGGUGGUGUCGUCUGGGCUUCAGUUUCCGGUGUCGCAAGUGGACUUCGGGUGGGGGGCGCCGGGUUUCGGGUCUUACCAUUUUCCAUGGGGCGGGCAAACGGGAUAUGUGAUGCCGAUGCCAAGUGUCCAUUGUAAUGGAGAUUGGAUCGUGUAUGUGCACCUGUUGAAGAGGUACUUGCAUGUGCUGGAGACUAAGGCUGCUCAUGUGUUCAAGCCCUUAAAUCAUAUGUAUCUUAACAGCUCAUUUCCGGCCUCCCCGCCCGUUGAUAUUAUAAUUAAGCAAUGAAAAAAAAACACACACACACAACAACAACCCGAUCAGUGAACUCUAAGAUGGUAGCCCAUUGAAGAACCUUUUCCAUGACUAGUUGGUGAUUGUUUGGCUUGAAGCAAACCCCAUCAUAUGUAAGUAAAUUACUUGGUGUAGUUCGCCCUGCCAUUUGAUUUAGUUAUUACAGU